AUGAGCACCUCCAGCAACAAGCCCGGUGCAAUUGACAUCGAGGCCUCCAUUGUCACUGCUCUUGCCGACCCCAAUCUCUUGGUUCUCAUUCCGCACACUGAACGCAAGGUCGCUCUUCCCUCUCACUUGUCUGCCUCCUCCAUCGUGCUCCAGAUCAACCAUCUCUUGAGUCUCGCCUACAACGACAUCCUUGCCGACAACAACCAGGCCUUCCUUGCUUUCCUCAACAUUGUCGACUUGACAAAACUCUAUCUCUCCAACUACACUGCAAAUUCAUCCGCCAAUGCCGACACUGACAUCUCAAUUUAUAACAAGACAACCCUAUUCAGCAUCUGGGAAAUCAGAUUGUCUUCGCUAAUCCUCUCAAACAAUUUUGCCAACAACCAUCUAAAAUUUGCAAGAGAAGAAAGCAAAAGACUAUCCAUCCUACUAAACGAUAAAAACUCCCUUUUUCUACUACCUUUAAAUCUAUCUAUCCUAAUCCUCAGACUAAACCACUCCUUUGAUUUCAUCAAAUCCCUAUAUGAUAUCAUAUGGCAAUUAAGGUUUACCCUCAGUAAUAACCUCGAUAAUCAAAAUCUGUCUCUAAUUGAUCAUCUAAAGAUUCAUAUUAUCUCCUAUAACAUAGCUGCUGAUUUAAUCUUGAAAAGAGAUUACUUGACUUUUAUAUCCUUCUCCAACUCAAUUCUCAAUUACUCAAACUUCAAAUCACUCGAUAAUAAGCAUAAUAAUGACGAAAACUUGACUAAUUAUGAACUAAAAUUAUCCUCGAAUUUUGCUUUAUUAUCAACUCUAAUCUCUUUCAUACAUGGUGAUUACGAUAACGCUGAAUACUACUUCAACAAACUCUUAUCCAUAAACUCACUUCAAUCCUCUUCCUCAUCUCAAAACAAUUCAAAUCUAGAUUCAAACUACUCAAUUCUAUCUUUGAAAAAAAUCCUAUUAAAGUAUAACCCAAUCUUAGACAACGAUAUAAUCAAACCCUUAAAAUCACCACCAACCAUAUCCUCAAUAGACAACCUACUAGAGCUACAUAAAAAAACUAGAAUAACUGGCAGAAUUUUGUGUUGUUUCUGCGCUUUAGCUGAAUUGGAUUUAAGAACUUUCAACAACCAUAUAGAUAUCUUAAAAAACGAUCAAUCUUCAACUCAUCCACUCCUCACUCCUGAUUCUGACCAAUUAAAAUCUCUUGAUUAUUCCCAAUUCCUAACUGCCUUUUGGAAACAAAAUUUAAAUAAACUAUAUACUUUUGAAUAA
Ascoidea rubescens DSM 1968 is the source of this 1257-nucleotide messenger RNA. RefSeq lists its product as uncharacterized. The record is from RefSeq and is a predicted model, not a curated record. Bases 1 to 1257 code for a protein of 418 amino acids. The transcript has a single exon. NCBI's taxonomy places the organism in Eukaryota, Fungi, Ascomycota, Saccharomycetes, Ascoideales, Ascoideaceae.